AUGAAAGUGGUUGUGCAGAGUUUCGGAGGUUGGCUGAUCCUUUUUUUCAGUUGUGUUUCCUUUUGUGUAACCUUCCAAUUGCAUGAUCGGGAGAUGCUACUUGAGAUGGAGAAAAUCCGGCGUACAGGUGGAAACCUUACCCUACGACCAGAGGAAGAGGAAUUCAACAGCAAGCUCAUGAAACUGAAAGAAGCAGAAAUUGCGACAGCUAUGGAAACUGGGUUAUUUCCACCGGCUAUGCAUUUCUUCAAGGCCAAAGAAUUAAUUGAAAAAAGUGCUGUGUUCGACAUCUUGAAAAAAAUGCCCAAAGGUGGUCUUUUACAUAUUCACGACUAUGCUAUGGUGAGUCCUGAGUGGCUGAUAUAUAAUAUAAGUUACCUGCCUCACUGUUACGUCUCCUUCUGCAAAGAAACUGUUCGAUUCAAGUUUUCAAAGCCUUCUCAUCCCAAAAAAUUGUAUUCUUGCUCCAAGUGGAUUUUGCUGGAGACCUACCGCAAGAAUUUGAAGGAUGUAUCUGCAUUUGAUAAGAGGUGGGUGAAAACAUUUCUGAUUGUAACAGAUACUCCAGAGGAGACCUACCCAACUCAAGCUUCCAUCUGGAAGAAAUUUGAAAGCAUCUUUAAAAUCUCUUCUGGCCUUAUUAAUUAUGCACCUGUGUUUAAGUCCUAUUUGUAUCAAGGGCUGCUAGAACUCUAUAAAGAUAAUGUGCAGUAUGUUGAGAUCAGAGUUAUCCUGCCAGCGAUAUAUGAGGCGAAUGGAAAAGUUCAUGGUAAAGUUUGGUCUGUGAAAGUUUUUAAAAAAGUGGCUGCCAAAUUAAAAAAAAAAUAUCCUGAUUUUCUGGGUCUAAAACUUAUAUAUACGACCACCCGCUAUCUAUCCAAUGAGUAUCUAGAGAUAUGUUUCUUCCUGCUGCCCACUAGGACUGUUGGUUGGGAAGAUGGUGGAAAGUCUCUCUUUGAGCUGCAAAAAGUUUUAUGGUUGCCAAAAAUUAAAAAAAUUACAUUGCCAUAUUUCUUUCAUGCUGGUGAGACAGGAGCCCAGGUCCUGAAGCUAGUAUCAGAUCUGAGAAACCAUCCUGCUGCUUUUCUGUUGUCAGAGGGCUAUCCAAUAGUGGUUUCCUCGGAUGAUCCGGCCAUCUUUGGAUCAAAGGGAUUAUCCCACGACUUCUACGAGAUGUUUAUGGGCGUAGGAGGCAUGAGUGCCAACCUGAGAACUAUUAAGCAACUGGUGCUAAACUCUUUCAAAUACAGUAGUAUGAAACCUAAUGAGAAGAAAAAGGCCCUGGGAGUUUGGGAAAAAAAGUGGAACGACUUCAUAGAAAGUUUUCUUCACUCAAUGUGACUAUUGUGUCAGAGUAGAGGUUCUAUACAAAAUAUUGCUUCUCCCAGGUAAUUUGAUCAGAUCAUUGCUCAUUUAACAAUCCAGCAAAAAUAAUUGAAAUCAGAAUAUACUGCAUAAAGGUGGCAUUUAUUGUACUGAGAUUGAAUAGAAGUAUUCCUUUCCCCACUAAAAGAUAGAAAGUUCUCUAACUUUUAGUUGUAUUGGAAAUUGUUGUUGUAUAAUGGUUGUUGGGUAAACAGGAGGCAGGUGUAUUAAGUACAGGUAGUCCUCACAUAACCAUUCCUUUAUUGGCCAUUCAAAGUUACAAUAGCACUGAAAAUUGUGCUUACAACCAGUCCUCACACAACCAACAGAACAUCUCCACAGUCACAUUU
Molecule: messenger RNA, 1715 nt
Organism: Thamnophis sirtalis
Lineage: Eukaryota; Metazoa; Chordata; Lepidosauria; Squamata; Natricidae
Source: RefSeq, a predicted model, not a curated record